AUGGAAAAAUGUUCGGUACAACGCUUCCUUCUGGUGACAAGUGAUGACUUUGGCUACAGUGAAGAAAGAGAUGAUGGAAUUAUUGAGUGCUACAAGUCAGGGGCAAUAACUGGGGCAGUUGCCAUGGUGAAUGGAAUCUCUGUUGCCACAGGAGUUAUCAAGGCCAAACAGGCUGGAAUGCCUCUAGACCUUCACAUGAACUUAACUGAGGGGUUACCAGUGGGACCCAGGGAGGGGCAAUAUCAAACGCUGGUCAACGAGAAAGGAAUGUUUCUGGGUAUACAGGGCUUCAGAGACGCUGUGAGUAGGGGAGAUGUAGACAUGGCAGAGGUUCGAGAGGAGAUGAUUGUACAGGUACAGCGUUUUGCUGAGCUUACUGGACACACUCCGGUAAAGGUGGACGGUCACCAGCAUUUCCAUACACAUCCAGGCAUAGUGAAUGUAUACGCAGAGGUGCUGCGUCAACAUGAUAUCAAGAUGUCGAGGGUACCAUUAGAAGAAGGUGCCCCACUUAACGCUUACAAGGAGUUCUUGGUCAAUGUCAUUGAAGAGUCAAAGAGGUGCAAAAACGAUUUUCAAGCAAAUGGAAUCAGGUAA
Molecule: messenger RNA, 597 nt
Organism: Mya arenaria
Lineage: Eukaryota; Metazoa; Mollusca; Bivalvia; Myida; Myidae
Product: carbohydrate deacetylase-like
Exons: 4
Coding region: 1-597 (198 amino acids)
Biological process (GO): carbohydrate metabolic process
Molecular function (GO): deacetylase activity
Source: RefSeq, a predicted model, not a curated record